AAAAUUUGAAAAGUUCCACAUAAGCGACCCAAAUUGACAACACCGACUGUCAGAAUACGUGGCCCGCAGCUCUAUACAGUUGAUGUGCAGUGUUUAUAUUUUUUAUUAGUGAAUUUAGUGUUUAAAUUUAUUGGAAGUCGAAUAGACUUCAGUAAAGAUGAUGAACCCACAGUAUCCCCCGCCGGGCCAGAACAACAAUGCACCCAACAAUCCCAUGGGCUUUCCACCAACUUCCCAGGAGUACAACGGACACAUGGGCCAAAUGCCACCCAACGGACCACAGAGCGACAUGAACCAGAAGAUGCAGAACCUCAAUCUAAAUGGGCCGGGAUUCCCAAAUAUCCCCACGUCUCAAUUACCACCAGGGCAAUUCCCACCAAAUAUGCCGCCAGCCUCAAGCUACAACCAGAUGCCACCAGCUAAGCAGUUCCCUGGAAGACCACCAGUCAGCAGUGCUCAGCAGCCUCCGACCAUCAACCAGAAUUACCUACCACCAACUGUUGCAUCAGGUCAAGGCCAGAGACCCCAAGGAAUGGGUCCACCCGGACCCAUGGGUAGGCCUGGUCCGGAGCCCAGUUCAAAUUAUCCACCCCAAAUGGGCGGUCAGCCCGGCCAACAGGGAAUGCAGAAUGCUCAAAGGCAAAAUUUCCAACCUCCGAAUUCUCAGGCUGGUAUGCCUCCGAUGCCUGGGCGCGGGCCGGCACAGCAGGGCCCCCCUCACAUGCCAGGCAUGUCUCAGCCCAGCCCCAUGACGAGUCAGUCCGGCAUAUUCCAAUCGCAGCCUGGGCAGCCACCACUACCUCCAACUAGUCUUCCUUACGGCCAGCAGCCAAGCCAGCCAGGUCUUCGUCCCCCGUCCGCCCAGCCCCCCCAACCGGGACCGCCACAGUCCAGCGGUCCAUCAGAAGGUUUACCGCCGCAACCGAGCAUUCAAACGCAACCUGGAUUAAGCCAGCCGGGGCUCCCGCCUACUUCUCAACUCAAUCAACCUGGCUUACCACCGCAACCAGGGUUUCCACCACAGCCUGGUUUGGCACCACAUAGCAUGGCAUCGCAGCCUGGUUUGCCUCCGCAGCCAGGAUUACCGCCGCAACCGGGCAUGCCUCCUCAGCAAGGUUUCCCUCCGCAACCAGGCAUGCCUCCCCAACAGGGCCUACCUCCGCAACCCGGUAUGCCGCCUAAGCAAGGGUUACCGCCGCAACCUGGUAUGCCACCCCAACAAGGCUUACCCCAGCAACCAGGUUUUCCGCCACAAGGCUUAUCAGCGCAGCCGGGUUUGCCACCGCAACCUGGCAUGCCUCAACAACCAGGCAUGCCUCCACAGCAGGGUAUGCCCCCGCAACCUGGCAUGCCUCAACAACCAGGCAUGCCACCACAGCCUGGUAUGCCUCAACAACCUGGCAUGCCUCAACAGCCAGGCAUGCCUCCACAACCUGGCAUGCCUCAACAACCAGGCAUGCCUCCACAACAGGGUAUGCCGCCGCAACCAGGCAUGCCCCCGUCGUCCCAGUACAACCAGUACCAGACUCCUGGGCUACCGCACAUGCCGCCGCCGGCGUCGCAGCAGAGGCAGUUCCAAGGUCAGCCUGGCCAGGGCUUCCCGCCGCAAGCGCAGCAGCCUUAUCCAGGCAUGCCGCCGAUGCCGCAAGCCCAGGCUCAAUACCAGCAGCAGUACGGGCAGUACCCCGGCCAGCAGUACCAGCCGCCGCAGAAGCGCCUCGACCCCGACCAGAUGCCUAGCCCGAUCCAGGUGAUGGCCGACGACCAGGCGAGCCGCGGCGGCGUGUUCGUCACCAACGACAAGGGGCUGGUGCCGCCGCUCGUCACCACCGACUUCUACGUCGACGACCGCGGCAACGCCAGUCCGCGCUACAUCCGCAGCUCGAUGUACAGCGUGCCCGUCACCGCUGAUCUGCUCAAGCAGACCUCCAUGCCGUUCUGCUUAGUCCUAUCCCCGAUGGCGGAGACAGUAGGCACGGAGUCGGAGCCCCCGCUGCUGGACUUCGCGGCGCUGACGGGCUGCCCCACGACGGGCCCGGUGCGGUGUCAGCGCUGCAAGGCGUACGUGUGCCCCAACAUGAAGUUCAUAGACGCCGGACGACACUUCCGAUGCGCGUUCUGCAAGGCCACUACUGAAGUGCCGAUGGAGUACACGCAAUACAUCAACAGCAUGCAGCAGUAUGGGCGCGUUCCCGCUGAGCUCGCGCUCGGUGCGUACGAGAUCGUCGCCACUAAGGAGUACUGCAGAAAUAACACCCUUCCCAGCCCUCCGGCGCUGGUAUUCGUGCUGGACGUAUCAUACAACGCCGUCAAGUCGGGUCUGCUGCAGACUGUUUGUGACAACGUGUUGAGUAUUAUCGAAGCGAUACCGAAGGACGAAGUGACGGGCAAGAGUUGCACGCGAGUCGGUUUCAUCACAUACAGCUCCACAGUACACUUCUAUAACAUCAAGGGUACUCUAGCGCAGCCCCAGAUGCUGUCUGUCGGCGACGUGGGCGACAUGUUCGUGCCGCUGCUGGAGGGUUUCCUGGUGACGCGCGAGGACAGCGGCGCGGUGCUGGAGGCGCUGCUGCAGCAGAUGCCCGCGCUCUUCCGCGACAACCGCGAGACCGAGACCGUGCUGCUGCCGGCUGUGCAGGCGGGUCUUGAAGCGUUAAAGGCGGCGGACACGUCCGGCCAGCUGAUAGUCUUCCACACGACGCUGCCGACGUACAACGCGCCCGGGAAACUCAUCAACAGGGAGGACAGGAAACUACUAGGCACGGACAAGGAGAAGAAUAUACUCAGUCCGCAGACGACGGCGUACAACGAGCUGGGCGCUGCGUGCGCGGCGGCGGGCGUGUGCGUGCAACUGUUCACGGCUCCCAACGCGUACAUCGACGCCGCCACGUUAGGCCAGCUUCCACGCCUCACAGGCGGACAGAUAUACAAGUACACGUACUUCACGGCGGAGACGGACGGCGCGCGUCUGAUGUCUGACGUGCGGCGCGUGUGCACGCGCAACACGGCGCACGACGCGGUCAUGCGCGUGCGCACCAGCACGGGCGUACGCGCCACAGACUUCUACGGACAUUUCUUCAUGUCCAACACUACGGACGUCGAGCUCGCUGCCAUCGAUCCCGACAAGGGUAUCGGCGUUGAGAUCAAACACGACGACAAGCUCACAGCGGAGGACGGCGUAUACAUACAGGCGGCGCUGCUGUACACGCACCGCACGGGCGGCCGACGCCUGCGCGUGAUCAACUUAGCUCUCAACGUCGCACCGCAGUUGGCCGACGUGUAUAGAUCUGCGGAUUUGGAUGCGGCCAUCAACUUCCUUACUAAACAAGCGGUAUGGGCAUUACGGGACGUACCGCCGCGCGCCGUACGUGAAGGGCUAACCGCUCGCUGCGCGCGUUCUCUCGCCGCGUACCGCCGGCAUUGUGCGUCACCAUCGUCCGCCGGCCAGCUUGUGUUGCCGGAGUCUAUGAAGCUAUUACCGCUGUACACGAGCUGCUUGUUACGGUCUGACGCGCUGUCUGGUGGUCCGGACAUAUCGUGCGACGAGCGGUCGUGCGCGAUGCACCGCGCGCUCGCGGCGGACGUCGCGCGCUCGGUGGUGUACACGUACCCGCGCCUGCUGCCGCUGCACGUGCUGCCCGCGCGCGCGCCCGCCCCCCUCCGCGCCUCCAUAGACAAGAUGACAGACGACGGCGUGUACUUGCUCGAGAACGGCGUGCAUAUGUUGAUUUGGGUGGGCAGCGCGGCGUCGGGGAGCUGGGUGCGCGACGUGUUCGGCGUGCAGUCCCCGCAACAUAUCGACCCGCAGGUGUGCGAGUUACCCGACCUGGACACUGACGCGAGCAAGGCGGUGCGGGCGGUGGUCGAGGACGCGAGGAGGCUGCGCCGGUCCGCUAUGCGGUUAACGGUGCUGCGACAACACGACAAGAUGGAGACGGUGCUGCGUCACUUCCUAGUCGAGGACCGCGGAGUUGACGGCGCGGCGUCAUACGUCGACUACCUCUGUCAUAUACACAAGGAGAUCCGCGCGCUGCUAUAGUGCUAACACGUGACAUGACGAGUCAAACGUCAGUGACACGACGAGCCAAACGUCACGCGAUAUCGCGUGGUCCGAAAAUUUACUGAAAUUAUUGAAUUGUAACGUCGAGACUGCACUACGCGACACGACAUGACGCGACAGUUUACUUUCCAUAGAACUGCCAUUACAAACGUCAGUUCUAUACAACGUGAAGUCGCAUAAUACGCUACAGCAGAACGACGCGACACGGCACC
Messenger RNA from Aricia agestis (brown argus), 4272 nucleotides. It is a transcript of the gene Sec24CD, whose product is annotated as protein transport protein Sec24C. Gene Ontology annotation, cellular component: COPII vesicle coat; endoplasmic reticulum exit site. The transcript has 18 exons. Gene Ontology annotation, biological process: endoplasmic reticulum to Golgi vesicle-mediated transport; intracellular protein transport; COPII-coated vesicle cargo loading. NCBI's taxonomy places the organism in Eukaryota, Metazoa, Arthropoda, Insecta, Lepidoptera, Lycaenidae. Gene Ontology annotation, molecular function: SNARE binding; zinc ion binding. The coding region runs from base 158 to 4039 and encodes 1293 amino acids. The record is from RefSeq and is a predicted model, not a curated record.